AUGAGGUUGACUGUCAUGCUUUUGAGUCUGCAGCUCUUCAGGCUCCUAUUGGAUUCUUUGAGCUGCUUCACUGUGGGACGACCAGGACACCAAAAUGAGCACAAAAAGUCUCCUGAAGAACUGAAGGGCAUUUUUGAAAAGUAUGCAGCCAAAGAAGGUGACCCGGACCAGCUGUCCAAGGAUGAGUUGAGGCUAUUGAUUCAGACAGAAUUCCCAAAUUUACUCAAAGGUUCAAGCAACCUAGAUGACCUCUUUCGAGAACUAGACAAGAAUGGAGAUGGAGAAGUUAGCUUCAAAGAAUUCCAGGUGAUUGUAAAAAAGAUAUCCCAGUGA
Choloepus didactylus (southern two-toed sloth) is the source of this 333-nucleotide messenger RNA. Its product is annotated as protein S100-G-like. Gene Ontology annotation, molecular function: transition metal ion binding; calcium ion binding. The transcript has 5 exons. NCBI's taxonomy places the organism in Eukaryota, Metazoa, Chordata, Mammalia, Pilosa, Megalonychidae. The record is from RefSeq and is a predicted model, not a curated record. The coding region runs from base 1 to 333 and encodes 110 amino acids. Gene Ontology annotation, cellular component: cytoplasm.